CUCUACCAAGAUAUCAUAACGAGCUUUCUUCAAGUCCAGACUCUUCUGACCAUCAGAACAAGAUGGCGAUGACUCUUCAACUCAUUCUGCUCCUUGGUUUGAGUAGUGGACUGUGGAUGGGAGCAAACGCGAAAUGCCAUAAAAAAGGUGGAUGCUGUGAGGGCUGUCCUGAUGGGUGGACCCCGAUAAAAGAGCGCUGUUACAUGUACCACAAUCUGGCAAAGGAAUGGUGUGAGGCUGAGAAACACUGUGUGAGCAAAGGAGGGAAUCUGAUUUCAAUCCUUGGACCUAAUGACAAGAUGGCAGUCAAAGACAUAUUAAAAAGGGCUGUGGGUAAACCUAUAGCUGUUUGGACCGGAACCCAUGAUGCAGUCAAGAAUGGUUGCUGGUUGAACAGUGAUGGCUCAGAGCAUCACAAGAGUUGGGCUGCUAAGGGCAAAAAAGGAGAAAACUGCAUCAUGUACGGACUUUCAGGCAACCCUGUUGCCUCAGACUGUUCAGCCAAAAAACCUUUCAUUUGCUCGACUGAAGUUGGCCCGAAGGACUGAAGUGCAGCAUCUUCGCUUCCCCUUUCAGAUCUGAGCAUCAAUGCUUCAAGAUUGAUCAACAUUUCUGAUUCACUGAAAUGAAAUCAAUAAAGCA
Molecule: messenger RNA, 642 nt
Organism: Cheilinus undulatus (humphead wrasse)
Lineage: Eukaryota; Metazoa; Chordata; Actinopteri; Labriformes; Labridae
Product: galactose-specific lectin nattectin-like
Exons: 7
Coding region: 63-548 (161 amino acids)
Source: RefSeq, a predicted model, not a curated record